Armigeres subalbatus is the source of this 1201-nucleotide messenger RNA. RefSeq lists its product as uncharacterized. The transcript has 2 exons. Gene Ontology annotation, molecular function: Hsp90 protein binding. The annotation marks the transcript as partial. The record is from RefSeq and is a predicted model, not a curated record. Lineage: Eukaryota; Metazoa; Arthropoda; Insecta; Diptera; Culicidae.
AAAUUCAGCUCGAGCUCUGAACUGCUAGAAGAAGUGAAUAAUAUCCGACGUGGACUGCCAUUCAGUGAGGCGGUGCGCUUAUUUGGAACGACGCUUAACUUUUAUUCUUCGAAAGCAUAUCGAUUUGUCCGUAAGGCGUUCGACAAUACUCUCUCUCAUGAGAGAACAGUUGCAAGCUGGUACCGAACGGUAGACAGCGAACCUGGAAUAACGGUCGAAUCGUUAAACGUUUUGGAAGCUAAAUCGAAAGAGAUGACAGUCGGGCGUCAGCUAUUAGUGAGUUUGACAAUGGAUGAAGUUGCUGCUAGGCAACUUGUUGAGUGGAAUCCCCAAAAGAAGAAGUUUGAUGAAGUUGUCGAUUACGGUGCUUCGCUGUCGUUUUUAAUAGAAGGUGACGACGUGGUCACAGCUAAAGAAGACGACUGGAAGAUACCUGUUGCGUAUUAUCUUAUAAGCGGACUCAAAACACACGAUAAGAAGCAGAUUGUAGAAAGCGUAUUGAUUGCUCUACAAGACAAGGGCGAUUACAGUGUAGCGGUCAAACACUACACGACAGCCAUCCAGCGCAAUCCGGAGGAUGCAAAGUUGUACAGCAAUCGAGCGGCUUGUUACACGAAAUUAGCUGCUUUUGAUCUUGGUCUUAAAGAUUGCGACACGUGCUGUAGAUUGGACGAAACCUUCAUCAAGGGCUGGAUUCGCAAGGGAAAAAUUCUGCAAGUCAUGCAGAAAUCAUCGGAAGCUCAGACUGCCUACCAGAAAGCGCUGGAAAUUGAUCCCAACAAUGCCGAAGCACUGGAAGGAUACCGGGCGUGCACAAUGGCUGUGCAUUCGGAUCCGAAGGAAGUCUGGAAGAAGGCCAUGAACGAUCCGGAGGUACAGCAAAUCCUCAAGGAUCCAGCGAUGCGAAUCAUCCUCGAGCAGAUGCAGAAUGACCCGAAGGCGGUUCAAGAGCAUCUCAAGAACCCUCAGGUGGCAUCGAAGAUUCAGAAGCUGCUCGAGUCGGGCAUCAUCCAAAUCUAUUAAAGGCGAGAGCAUGCAUAACGAUGGGUUUCCGUAAGCAAGUGUGUUCAAAACAAGGUGUUAGGUAAAAUAAAAAUCCGGCAGGGUCAGCUAGCGCCAGUCGUCUGAAUCUGCUCAAAGCAAUUGGAUUUGUUUUCAUCAUAUUUUUAUCGAAUUACCUACAUCAUUUUUUUAAUGGCCC